AGACACAGUCACAGAUCAGAGGCCACACCAUCAUAGCAGUGGAGCAGGACCAGCUGGGACAGGGUCCUUCUGUGACACCUGCUGCAUCACCAGGCUGGGUGAACGGACUCAAUUGCUAGAACUCACAGAAUAGCAGUAUCAGCACCGAAACCUCACAGGAAAAAUGAAGACAUUUUCUUUCUCUUCUGAGUAACUGAAAUAAAAUCUGGCCUUUGUGAAACCCUGGAAAUACCACGACCCUCAACUAGAAACACCAAUACCAGCUCCUCCGCGAGUUUCCAGCUCCACAACCUAAGACAUCAGAGGCAGCAUUGGUUCCUCACGUAGAGUCCAGCUACGGGACCCUCAUAUUUGAACCGCAGGACCAUCUCAUCCCUGGAUCUCCAGCUGCACCACACUCAAAUUAGAACAACAUCAGCUCCUCCCCAGGUCUCCACCUGCACAGCCCUCGAAUGGGAACGUCAGCUCCUUCCCGGGUCUCCAGCUGCAGGGCCCUAAAACUAGAACAUCAGCUCCCGCCUGGGUCGCCAGCAGCACCACCCUCAAACUGGAACAUCACAUCCCCACGGGUCUCCAGCUGCAGGGCCCUCAAACUGGAACAUCAGCUCCCCACCAGAUCUCCAGCUGCAUGGACCUCAAACUGGAACAUCAGCUCCCCGUCAGGUCUCCAGCUGCACUGCCUGCAAACUGGAACAUGAGCUCCCUACCGGGUCUCCAGCUGCAUGGCCCUCAAACUGGAACAUCAGCUCCCCACCAGAUCUCCAGCUGCACGGCCCUCAAACUGGAAUAUCAGCUCCACCCCGGGGCUCCACGUGCACAGCCCUCAACAUGCAACAUCAGCUCCCCACCAGGUCUCCAGAUGCACGGCCCUCAAACUGGAACAUCAGCUCCCUGCCGGGUCUCCAGAUGCACGGCCUGCAAACUGGAACAUCACCUCCCGUCAGGUCUCCAGCUGCACAGCCCUCAAAAUGGAAUAUCAGCUCCACCCCGGGGCUCCAGGUGCACAGCCCUCAAACUGCAACAUCAGCUCCCAGCCAGGUACCCAGCUGCAUGGCCCUCACACUGCAACAUCAGUUCCCCCCCGGGUCUCCAGCUUCAUGGCCCUCAAACUGGAACAUCAGCUCCCCAACCAGGUCUCCAGCUCCACGGCCCUCAACCUGCAACAUCAGCUCCUCACAGGGUCUCCAGAUGCACGGCCCUCAAACUGGACCAUCGGCUCCCCACCGGGUCUCCAGCUACAUGGCCUUAAACUGGAACAUCAGCUCCCAGGCCCUCAAACAGGAACAUCAGCUCCCCACAGGGUCUCCAGCUGCAUGGCCCUCAAAUUGCAACAUCAGUUCCCUGCUGGGUCUCCAGCUGCACCGCCUCAAACUGCAACAUCAGCUCCCCGCUGGGUCUCCAGCAGCACGGCCCUCAACCUGGAACAUCCGCUCCCCCCAACCCGGGUCUCCAGCUCCACAGCCCUCAACCUGCAACACUGGCUACCCACCAGGUCUCCAGAUGCACGGCCCUCAAACUGGAACAUCAGCUCCACCCCCGGUAUCCAGCUGCACGGCCCUCAAACUGGAACUUCAGCUCCCUGCCGGGUAUCCAGCUGCACGGCCCUGAAACUGGAACAUCAGCUCCCCGCUGGGUCUCCAGGUGCACAGCCCUCAAACUGGAACAUCAGCUCCCUGCCGGGUAUCCAGCUGCACGGCCCUCAAACUGGAAUAUCAGCUCCCCGCCAGGUCUCCAGCUGCACAGCCCUCAUACUGGAACAUCAGCUCCCCACCAGAUCUCCAGCUGCACGGCUCUCAAACAGGAACAUCAGCUCCCCACAGGGUCGCCAGCUGCACGGCCCUCAACCUGCAACACUGACUCCCCACCGGGUCUCCAGAUGCAUGGCCCUCAAACUGCAACAUCAGUUCCCCCCGGGUCUCCAGCUACACCGCGUCAACCUGGAACAUCAGCUCCCUGCCGGGUCUCCAGCUCCACGGCCCUCAACCUGCAACACUGGCUCCCAAGCGGGUCUCCAGAUGCACGGCCCUCAAACUGGAACAUCAACUCCCCACUAGGUAUACAGCUGCAUGGCCUUAAACUGGAACAUCAGCUCCCCGCCCAGGUCUCCAGAUGCACGGCCCUCAAACUGGAACAUCAGCUCCCCGCCAGGUCUCCAGGUGCACGGCCCUCAAACUGGAACAUCAGCUCCCCACCAGGUCUCCAGGUGCACGGCCCUCAAACUGGAACAUCAGCUUCCCGCCAGGUCUCCAGGAGCACGGGCCUCAAACUGGAACAUCAGCUCCCCGCCAGGUCUCCAGCUGCAUGGCCCUCAAAUUGCAACAUCAGCUCCCAUCAGAGUCUCCAGCUGCAUGGCCGUGAAACUGGAACAUCAGCUCCCCCGCAGGUCUCCAGCUGCACAGACCUCAAACUUGAACAUCAGCUCCCCGCCGGGUCAUCAACUGCACGGCCCUCAAACUGGAACAUCAGCUCCACCCCUGGGUCUCCAGCAGCAUGGCCCUACAACUGGAACAUCAGCUUCCCCCCGGGUCUCCAGCUGCACAGCCCUACAACCGGAACAUCAGCUGCCUGCCGGGCCUCCAGCUGCAUGGCCCUCAAACUGGAAUAUCAGCUCCCCGCUGGGUUCAAACUAUUCCAGUUUGAGGGCCGUGCAGCUGGAGACCCGGCGGGGAGCUGAUGUUCCAGUCUGAGGGCCGUGCAGCUGGAUACCCGGUGGGGAGCUGAAGUUCCAGUUUGAGGGCCGUGAAGCUGGAGACCCAGUGGGGAGCUGAAGUUCCAGUUUGAGGGCCAUGAAGCUGGAGACCCAGUGGGGAGCUGAUGUUCCAGUUUGAGGGCCGUGCAGCUGGAGACUCGGGGGUAGCCGAUGUUGCAGUUUGAGGGCCGUGCAGCUGGAGACCCGGGUGGGAACCGAUGUUCCAGUUUGGGAGCCAUGCAGCUGGAGGCAC
Molecule: messenger RNA, 2942 nt
Organism: Gorilla gorilla gorilla (western lowland gorilla)
Lineage: Eukaryota; Metazoa; Chordata; Mammalia; Primates; Hominidae
Exons: 2
Coding region: 723-2054 (443 amino acids)
Source: RefSeq, a predicted model, not a curated record